AUGGAUGCUGGCAAUGACAGCAACCAUGACAACUCCGAGCAGGGCUCACCCGCCUUGACAGCUUCCAAGCCACCACGAAUGCAACCAUCCUGCGACUUCUGCCGCCGGUUAAAGAUCAAAUGCGAAAGGAAAGCACCAGGCGAGCCAUGCCUCCAGUGCAGGGCUCGAGAUGCCGAGUGCAAAAGCACCGUCAUUCCCAGAAGACCGAAGACGAAGAGGAAGGACCAUCUAUCUUUGAUGGAGAGUCGUAUCCAGCAACUGGAAUCAGCGAUCGCCUCCGCCAUUUCAGCCCCGGAAGAUUCUGAAGACUGGGAACAAGGCAACAUCUCACGUCAGGUGGGAAUAUCAGACAAUCUGUCCAUGAUAUUAAUAAAUGAGCAAGGAGGGUCUCAAUUUGUUGGGUCAUCGUCAGGAUUCUCUAUAUUUUCACCUCGUGGCCUCCGGUGGAUCUCGGAGAAGACUGGAUCUCGAGAUCUGGAACGACUUGUAGAUCAAGUAUUUCAUCUCGACCCAGAAACUUGGGACCAGGGGUGCUGGAACAAAUUUGUCGAUGUUACAUGGCACCCGAUUCCGCAAGAUCAACAUGAACCAUUCCCAGAAAAAGAUGUAGCUCUCAAAUAUGUUGAAGCAUUCUUCAAUACUUGCAAUUCCAUUUUCCCUGUCUUUAACCGGACUAUUUUUGAUAGAAGAUUUGAGCGGCAAUACUCAGAUAACCCCCCCACGGGGACAGGAUGGUAUGCAUCUUUUAACAUGGUUCUUGCUAUUGGCAGCGCUCUCGACACUGAACAUCCUUUGGCGAAUCCAAACCACAUUAUGCGAAGAGCUUUAGAUCUCUCACAGGGUCCUUCUGCGAAGUGGUUGAGAAAUGCGACCAGCGUUUUCCUUGAUAUACAGUUCGGGCCGGCAACACUAUUGUCCGUGCAGGCGCUGGUUGUAAUGGCUUUGCUGUUACAAGGAGCUUCGAAUCCACAUCAAGUAUAUACUCUGGUGGCUACAGCUGCAAGAUUAGCACAUGCUAUCGGUCUCCAUCGUUGGUUAGACGACUUUGGACUAUCCGAAGAGCAGGCAGAUGAACGGCGCAAUACUUUCUGGCUACUCUACACGGUAGAUAAGGGCACUUCUCUUCAGACCGGACGUCCGUCGAUCAUCCAUGAUCAGGAUAUAGGAAUCGCGUUGCCGCAGGAGAAAGAACCUAUAUUGCUGUAUCCCAAUGGGAGGCGGAGGUUUGAUACAUUUACCGCCUCAGCAAAACUAGCCGUGAUCGAGAGUCGAGUUUACACCGAACUCUAUUCUACGCGGUCGCGAACGAGAACCGUUCUUCAAAGACUGAAAUCGAUAGGGCUAUUAGACACCGAACUUCAGAAAUGGCGAGAACAUAUUCCUAUCGAGAUACGACCGGAGCACGAGAUCAUAUGCGAUCCACAGCAACUGAUGGCGGUUGUUAUACUCCAUUACUCUUACUAUAAUUGUCUUACGGCCAUCCACCGAGUAUCAAUCUAUCAUGGCCCUUGGACGAUCGAGCCUGAAGACCAGAAGCUAGCUCGACAUGACAUCGAUUUGAACCCGCGAGUUUAUGCCAGCGAAUCAAUCUGUGUAGCUGCUGCGCGGAAGGUCAUCCAAAUUCUUGAUCUUUUCAAGAAUGAGAGUACUCCACCCAUGAUAUGGAUCGCCGUAUCCCAGCCACUCUGCGCUUCAUUGACACUAUUUGCUAAUAUCCUUCAACAUCCUCGAGAUCCCAACGCCAUGUCUGAUCUCAACAUGAUGCAUUAUGUCACCUCUCUCCUAGCCCAAUUAGUUGCUCACGGACAUUUCGCUUUUGCUAGCAACACGCUUUCGAUCUUCCAGGAGUUGCUUCAAAUUGCGAACCUUUUCCUAGCUAGAGAACUCCACCAGUCUCAGCCUGCGCAAAGUACUACGCCAGCUUCAAUUCCCCCUGGGACCGACUUAGAUCUCUCUCAGCCUGCCUCGGCAAGCCCGGAUACGUCGUCUCAAGUCCCUGACAUUCCUUACCCAAAUCAAUAUUUCGAGGAGAUGACGCUCUUUCACGACCGUACAUUGUCACUCAUAAAUCCGCAAACGUCGUUCCCUCUGGAUGAGACGGAUGGCUUUGCACAGGGCGACUGGUUUUCGCCUAUGGAUAUUCAGUGA
Molecule: messenger RNA, 2148 nt
Organism: Amorphotheca resinae ATCC 22711
Lineage: Eukaryota; Fungi; Ascomycota; Leotiomycetes; Helotiales; Amorphothecaceae
Exons: 7
Coding region: 1-2148 (715 amino acids)
Biological process (GO): regulation of DNA-templated transcription; DNA-templated transcription
Molecular function (GO): DNA binding; zinc ion binding; DNA-binding transcription factor activity, RNA polymerase II-specific
Source: RefSeq, a predicted model, not a curated record